UGCUAAGAUUAUCUGCUGGAAUUUUACUCUACAUUCCUUCGAUCAUUAAUAUAUAUUAGUAUAGAAGCGACUUCUUACUCUUUAAUAAAGCGAACAUCUUUCUUUGAAAUUGCGCACAUAAAUUCAUAUAUUGUUUUCGUUUUCUUUUCAGUCGCAUACUGCCCGAACCAAAUCCUUGGAUGAAACGAUCAGCAAGGAAAAAACUGAUCCUUGCUCAUCUCCUAUAAAAAAGAAAACAAUAUAGCUCCUAAAAUUUUGAUGAAAGCAAAAUAAAAAGAAAGCAACUUUGUAUGAUUUGGUAAGUGACGACAAGUGUCACCUCAAGUAGUAGCUAAAAAUUUCAAAGGCCGUACAUACGCUGCUACUUUACUUGCACUCCGCCAAAGAGAUACGAAUAUGCUAUGUCUGAGAUAUUUUAUUCCCAUGCUUCUAGUUGCUAAUGCAGCACCUUACAUAUUCUAUCCAGUGUUCAUUCUAGCUACAAUUGCUCGAAAAUAUCCUUGUCCUUAUUGCAUGAUUAUUUUAGCCAUUUUAAUCAAUACGAGAAGCCUGUGGAGUGACUCAUCUUUUUUUACAUUUAGUCGAUACAUUUUUGACCCAAAGCCUUUUCCCAAAGAAUUCAGUGAGGCCGGCUAUAGGCUAAUUCGACUUUCCUGGUUACAGUGGAUUUCUGGUAUACGUACGAUUCACGUUCCAUGGCUCGAUGUUACCGUCAAAAUGUAACAGAUGGUGCGUGACUUAAAAAAAGCAUGUUGAAAAAUCCCUAUUUGGAUGUGAAAAUCAGAAAAAAAAAAACUAAUUACAUUUUAAAUUUUUUGUCCUUUUAUUUAAUAACAACCCUCCCUCCCUUUUGGGUAUAAGAUUUCCCUACACAUAAAAACCUUUUUAUAUAUUUGGAUUUCCCUAAAUUGAAACUGGCUCUAAUAGUUUAUACAUUUGCGUGUUCUUAGUAACUUCAUCUGUACAUACUCGUUAAGGCAAAAAUCUUUUAUUUGUUCCUUUCCAUUAAACAAAACCGUUGUCCCCCGAUGUCAUAAUAAGUCGCCCCUAUAAAUACCUUAUUGAGAAUGUGUCGAAUGAGACACAUCUUUAUUUCCGUUUAUUGAGUCUUUUAUACAAGUCGAAUCCAGAUCCUUGGUUAAUAUUGCGCUUGGAUUUAUUUGCUACCUGAAUUCUGGAGUCCUCAUCUUCCUCUUCGCCCUCAUCAACGGCGUCAUUCUCUUGACCUUUCAAUGUAUCUCUUUCUGUUUCUCUCUUCCUCUUUUGAGAAGAUUGUUCUGUUCCUGCAUUGCUUUUCACUGACUCUUUCUUUUGCAAUUGUCGUUCAAUUUUUUUCCUCAGUGUAGCUGGAAGGCUUUUCAAACGCUCAUUCUUGAAAGCAAAUUGGGAAUUGGCAGAGGAUUCCUUGGCCAUGGCUCCCAAUCCUAAGCGCGACGGUCUUGCUUGUAAUUUGACUUCUUCAUUGGAACCUUCAUUAUCGAUUGAAUGAGCUUCUUCUCCUAACCAGGAGCGGAUUAUAUUUCUAGAAAUGCCUAUUGAUGACUGAAACUGAUUGGAAAGCACCGAUGCAUCUUUUUUUUGUUCCAUUUUAAACACACGUAUGUUUGUUCUGUGUCGACAGUUCUGUCUUUCUUGUCUUUUAAAGGGUAUAAGGAGGGCUAACGAAAUUUAUGAGAAAUGUUUCUAUUCCUUGUAAUUUAUAGAAGUAAGUAAAAACGAAAAUGGUUGGAACAACGUUUGUAAAAAAAGCCUUGGGUAUUGCAUAACUUGGAAACGAUGUUCAGACCAAAACUAUAGAGUAUGUUAAAGGAAAUGUUUCAUUGUAAUAUUACAACUAGGCGUUAAAUAAAAUAUGGAUUACACAUAGCACUA
Messenger RNA from Schizosaccharomyces cryophilus OY26, 1872 nucleotides. Its product is annotated as BC10 family protein. The transcript is spliced from 2 exons. The coding region runs from base 397 to 723 and encodes 108 amino acids. The record is from RefSeq and is a predicted model, not a curated record. Lineage: Eukaryota; Fungi; Ascomycota; Schizosaccharomycetes; Schizosaccharomycetales; Schizosaccharomycetaceae.